GUGCUGCCUUCGCCAAACAGGCUGAAACUGGGUCAAAGAAUAGAAUUGGAUUGAACAUCGAAGCGUUUCAGCCUCCAUAACUCUUAUGACAUGAGAGUCUGGAUUGUUGGCACCUUGAGCAAGUUGCCCUGUAAACGAAUGGCUUCAAUAAGAUAUAUGAUUGGUCAAAAGUCAUUUGUUUUAGCCCAUCAUGCACCGCCUACGUAGCCCACACAAGAUCCAAAAUGUCGGGAGGAGUCGCUGCCGCUGGAGCGGUUGCAGGAUGGUCGGUCUUAGCUCACUGGUCGUCGACCAGUGGUCGAGUUGAGCGGAGAAGUGGAGGAAACCAACACAAGACCAGCAGACAGCACUAGCAACACUCUGCAACACAACACUCUGAAGUGGGGGGUCAUGGGGCAGCAGGUCUCGCUUCCGGCCGCGGUGACGCAGCCGCCGGGCGAGCGCGCGAAGCUGCGUCCACUGCAAGCACCUUAUGUGCCACUCUGUGACGUCCUCAAGGCCGGCGACACCGUUGCGGAAGACGCGAAAGACGCUAUGGACAAGAUCCUCGAGUUCGGCGCCGCCCUGCGCUAUCUCCCAAAAGAGAGCGAAGUAUCCGGACGCCUGCAGACACGCAGUCCAGAACAGCAGAUGAAGGAGCUUAUGAACCCCGUGGACUCGGUAGACGAGUUAUUCCAGCACAUUUCCCAGCUGGCAGGACUGCCGACGCAUGACGGGCGGGGCCCAGCACGGCCUGACGCCAAACGGGACGCAUGUGAUACAAUGCCUGGAGUGUUCGACGCCCGAGUGGCCAGCUACGUGAAAAACUUGCAGGUCCUGUACCAGAUGACUAAGAAAGAAAAACACCGGCAUGAACAGCGACUGCUGGCUGCGAGAGCGCACGCCAUGUCGCUGAGCAAAGUGGCGCCUCCGCCACUACCAAUACCGACGCAGAACUGCCUGACAAUGGGCUGGGACCUAGUGGUCAUGCUGCUCAAGGCUACACACAAGAACAACCCAGAACAAUACGAACAAGCACUACAGAUGGUGAAGGAUAACCUCAAGCCGUUGAAACCGACAGCCUAUUCGGACAGCAUGUACCUCGCACCGUCGGCGUCGUCAGCAUUCACUCUUUUAAGCGACUGUCUAGGCGACCUCGCCUAUCCUGCAGCCGGUGGAUCGACAGUAGAAGACGCUCACAUUGGAGCACGUACGAUCGAGACUCUGGCGGAGGUUGGACUUGCCCGGGGCUCACUUGCGACUAUGCUCUUCGUGAUAUUGUGGCUUAUGAAGCAGCAACCUACGAGCUCAGUGAAUUUAGAAACGUCAAUUAGUAAACUGGCCGCGCUUAAAGAGCAGCCCAUGUACGGGAAAUGUGAGGCUUCGGGGGAGCUCUAUAGUUGUGGGCAGAACUCGUAUGGAGAAUUAGGAACAGGAGAUGAUAUCGAGCGGCAUCAGCUUACCAGUGUAUCCCUUUGCGGAUGGGACGACAUUCGCCAAGUGGUUAGUGGCAACGAGACACUGGCUGUUCUUACGAACGGUGGAGUUGUGCUCACCUGUGGGCUCAACAAAAGCGGGCAGUGUGGUCAAGGACACUUUGAUGAGCGCGUAAUGAUGCUGCGACCAGUGCAGGCUCUGCGUUCCCAGCGAGUGAAGUUUAUUGCUGCGAGCAACGGAUGUGAACACAUGAUCGCGCUGACAGACUCAGGGCUAGCGUAUUCGUGGGGCUACAACGAUCGAGGACAAUUGGGCCAUGAAAACCUGACGACCAAGAUCCACGUCCCAAAGCUCAUUGAGUCGCUAAAAGACAAGAAACUGAGAUAUGCCUCUGUGAGCUAUCACCACAGUGCCGUGAUCACGGACUCGGGUGAACUUUAUACCUUUGGCAUGAACGAUUGUGGUCAGCUUGGACUCGACCACACACAGCACCAGACGACUCCGCAGCUUGUUAAGAGCCUUGAGGGGACGGAGGUAUCCAUGGUAGCGUGCGGAUUGUACCACACAAUCAUUUGCACAGCCGCAGGGGGGCUGUACACCUGCGGCAAGAACGACUACGGACAGUUGGGUUUAGGCCACAAUCGUCAGAUUAAGAUGGCUACCCUUGUGUCUGUUCCAAACGAAAUGGUUUGCUUUCUUGCAUGCGGGUACUACCACUCGAUGAUUGUUACCACUAGCGGCCGAACGUUUUCAUUUGGGCGUAACGACUACGGGCAGCUAGGAAUCGGAAACAAGGUCCAUCAGAAUGUGCUGAAUGUCGUGGCAUUGUCUGCCAACACAAGGAUGGUUCGAGCAACGUGUGGAUGUUACCACACUGUUCUCCUUUCUGAACAAGGGCAAGUAUUCGUCUUCGGGCGAAACAACAAAGGGCAGCUUGGAAAUCGCGGUAGUGCUGAUGCUUUACUUCCAGUUCCUCUGAAAGUACGCCCCGAAAAGAAUGCUCGUCGAUGUGUGGACGUCGCUGCUGGUUUCUAUACGACAUCGUUGAUUGUGGAGAGGAAACGAGAAAAUGAUGAAGGUGACUCCAUUAUGCUGGACCAAUCUUGUGUCAUUUCAGUGUGCGGUCGUGUUGAUAUCGACCGUUCAGGAGAGAUCGAAGGUCUGAGUAACUUUGGCUCUAUUUCCACGAUAGGCGUGUCACUGUUCCAAGGGAAAUGGUUUUACGAGGUAGAAGUGGUCACGAGUGGUUUGAUCCAAGUUGGAUGGAUCGAUGGCUACUUUCAGGGAAGCUCUGACCAGGGAGAAGGAGUCGGUGACCACGCUCACUCAUGGUCUUAUGAUGGUAAUCGCCAGCGACGUUGGAACAGUGGAUCGUCCUCAUACGGAGAGAAGUGGAGAGCUGGUGAUAUCAUUGGAUGUUUGCUCGACUUAACCACGCAGGAGAUGACAUUUUUCCGGAAUGGGGUGAACCUGGGUGUGGCGUACUCCGAAUUUAAGUGCUCUGUGGAUGACAAACGAUCAGGUAUGAUGCCUGGUAUCAGCCUUGAGCGAGGCGAAAUUAUCCGAGUUAACCUGGGACACCAACCGUUUGCUUAUCCUGCCGUUGGCCACGACUUUGAGAGCGUUUCGCGUGCAGUACGCAUGCCUUCAUCAAGUGCAGUGAUUCAGCUCCCUGAAGAUCAAUUAUCCGGACAUAAAAUGCUCCAACCUCCACCUCUUGAAGGAUCCGCUUCCGUCUUGGUCGGCAAUCAGUUAUUUAUUGUCGGCGGGAUGAUCGUCACCGAGUCUUCGUUACCCCAGCCAACUGAGCCAACGAAUCAAGUGUGGAUGUAUGACACUGCAGCAAAGAGCUGGGAAAGAUGGACCGAUUUCCCUAUUGGAAUCUGCCACCAUCAAGUUGUGGCAAUUGACAACAAUCAAAUUCUUAUUCUUGGUGGUGAGAAGGAUUGUGCGGCGUCGCGGCACAUGGAUUUGUACAAGUGCUCUACUUUGAAAAAUGCAGACGGCUCGCUACCGUCGUGGACGCUGAUUCAAGCUGCAAUUGGCGCAGCGACGGCUAUGCCCCAAGCGCGUGCAUUCCAUACAGCCUCAACAAUCCAUGUUCGUCUUGACACCAUCGUUUUCAUGUAUGGUGGCAAGUCGGUUGACAACGAGAUUCUUGGAGACGUAUGGUACUUAUCACUCGAUGAUUAUGCUUGGUCACGGCUGCCCAGUUCGAUAUCACUCGAUCCUGGUCCACGAAUCGGAUGCUCCUCUGCUGUCAUUGGAGAGUGCGUCUACAUAUUCGGCGGUCAAGACCGUGAUGAUAGGCUUCGAUCCGAUCUCUGGCGAUAUAACACAUUUGAUCGGCUCUGGCACUUGUGCUACGAUGAUAGCAUUGGAGCUUUAGAACACGCUGCUGGAAGCUUAACAAGAAGCAAUUCUCAGCCGAUUGUCCCGGAGGGAAGAAUGAGCUACAGUAUGUGCUCAGACCUUGGCAACAUUUGGGUAUUUGGAGGCGUCAACCAAACAAAUUCCUUCCUGCGUGAUUUGUGGUGUUUCCCCGUGAAUUCGCAAAAGUGGAACCAAGUUGAGGUGAAUGCAGGAGACCUGGACGGAUUUUGCUCGGCAGAUAUGUUUCUCCAGCAGGGUGCUGUAACUGCUUUGCCUAGUAUGACUCAUUUCGAGUCAUCUACCCCUCAUGAUGGAGAGAUGUUCCUUUUUGGAGGACGUGAAAGUGUUAAAGGAGAAGUGUCUAGUUACAGCAAAGUCCGAAAAGUGUGCUCCGGCAACACGUCAGGUUCGUAUAAUCUUGAUAUGACGAAAAACAUGUCGACAACUGGGAAGGCAGGGAAUGUACUCAAUGCACUUCGCGCGAGAUGUGGAGCGGCCAACAGAACAACACAGCAAUGUGCAGCGGAGGCUCUAGACUCUGCUGUAUGCUUGCUAUCCCAUCUUGAUCGUUUAGCUGGAAACGAUAUCCCAGCAGAAGAAGCUGAUUCCGUUCAACUGUCACGGUGUCUAUAUCGAUCGCUCUGUAUAGACCCGAAAGAAACAACUUUUUCUGCGUUGUUUGCACUGCUGGAAGACGUAACUACUCGCUUCUUUGGCAUUGAUGUACUCGAUGAACAAUCCAACUCGGCAUCACAGGUAACUCACAUCUUGUAUCCGUUGCUCGUCACGAUACGACUGCUCAAGCUAAACUUCUUCGAGGUGCGAACACGAGUGCUUUUUUGCAUGGCAUAUACCGGCCUUUUUUUUUUUUUUUUAAUAUCUUGCCAUUUUAUGCUUUGACUAUUAUUUAGUUUGCGCGCAGUUGUUUGGAUGGAUCCGAAAUAGGUUUACCAGCAGCAGCAAAUCAAGCUGGGGGAGUUCUUUGUUCGAUUCGAGAGAUGCUCUUCACGAUUGCGGACUACGUACCAAAGACAACGAUGUCGGGGGAAGUGCUAUGGUUUUAUCACGCGGUAAAGCAGGAAACCGCCCUGGCAAUUUAUCACGGAUUCCCCACGCUGUUCCCAUCCCUGUUGGAUCGAUUGCAAAUCAUGAACCGCCUGAUGGUAAACAAACCUAACUUUGAAGCGGAGUUGACCCCAGCGCAGAAGCUGUUGAUUCCAAAGCUUGUACCGUGCUUCACGUCGGCAAAGAUGCUAUUCCAGCUGAUAAGCGACCCUAACGUGCUCUUCAAGGUGGAUGGUUUAUCCGACGACGUUGUUUCUGAAAGUGUGAUCACUUUCAUGGGUACUUUAUUGGAUUCACUUUGGGUGCAGACGAAGGAUGCGAUGGAGCGCUGUGCUGAAGAUACGACUAAGCUCAUGAAGAGCUUCGAUGCUAUUGAAACUAGCCACGAAUUUAACUGUCUCAACAUCAUGCUACGCGCAGCAAUAUUCUGGUGUUCGUGCUCUACCAGUCGGGGAUGGGUGAUUAUUGAAUCGGUAUGCACUAAGGUGGUGGACUUUGUCUCGGAGUGUCUAAACCAAUGCAGUACGAUGAAACACGACCAGAACCAACUUCUUCCCGUUGUCAUUCAGCGCAGUUUUUCGGGAAAACUGCUGCCAUUUAUGCUGCUGAGCGUGUUUUCGCUACCUUCCGUUCGCGACGCACUCCCUGGUUUACUGGACCCAUUUUGGCCUCGGUUAGAAGCUCUCUCGGUAAAACUUCACAUAGCGCUUGCGACACUGAGUAAACAAGGUCAUUUGCAGCCGACUACUGUAGCUGUGGAUACACGAACUGCUUUAGGUAGCAAUGCUGAAACUGACUUCGUAGAUACGGCGCUUGCUUCCAUGUCAAAAGAACUCUCGACAUGUCUGUUGAACCAGAGUACCGGGUCUUCCGUCACGUAUGGUCAAAUCUUUAAAAACUUGUGGGACAAGAUUGUCCACGCAAAAGGUUACACGUCUCGGAAAGUAAAGGAACUACCACAGGACGUGGAAAUACGGCGGGUAACAAUUCCUUUGGACCUUGCAAAGCUGUUUGGAACUGAAACAUUGCUCGUGAAAGUCCAAACGGCUGGAAGUGGACCUGUAUUGGAAUAUGAGCCUCGGAAAGUCUCCUUCCUGCCCAGUCGGACUAUUCUCUCGCAACAUUUGUAUCCUGUUAGUGAAAAUGCACUACCUGCUCCAGGAGAUGAAGCAACUGUAGGACUACCCCUUGCCCCACAGUCGCUUAUAGAGUCUUCUCUUCCGAGUGCUCAGUAUUCGGACAAGGCCAUUGAAGACAGUCACGAGUGGCUUAAGGACCUCCAAAAAGUGAUAGUCUGGGUGGGGAGUCACUACGCUGCUACGUUGAUACUCGGUGGUGAGUUGGAUGGUGGCGUUGUCAGCGAGAAGUGGUUGCAAGCUUCUCUAUUCCGAGGUGGAUUGGAUGAAACAUGGCCUGCUACGGAUACGACAAGGAGUGAGGUGGGUAGGAACGAAACCCUCCUUCUACAGGUGAUUGAAAACGUCGGCAAUGGUAAAAAGCUCUUGGACAAAGUGCGUAAUGCGUUGGAUCCUGGAUCGGCUCCAGGCGGUGGAAAUCCUCAGUUCCGAAUAGCGAGGCUAAAGAGACAAGAUAGUGUGGAGGCGCAACUAGAAAAGAGUGGCAGUAUUGAGGCAGUGGACCGUGCUGUCCGUGCAACUUUUGCUGCUCUCUUGAAACAUACAAAUAUCUCUUACACGACGGAACCCAUUUCAAACCAAGGGACACUAGCUGAAACGGUGGUUGAUGCUUGGAAGGCAGCGCUACAACUGCGUCGCUGGAUCGUGAGAGAACAGCAGAAACUGGCUGCAGCUGUUAGUGAGGCAGGGGCUCCUAGCGGCAUUUCUCCUGACAUGGGGGUAAAGGAACGACAACAGGCACUAUAUAACGCCGUAUGCGAGCCAAUCAUCCGCAGAGCUCUUCUUCUACUACAGUUAUCACCUGUGCCAAUCCAAUUUACCCCACCAGCAUCUUCGCCAAUGAGGCUUCUGCCCGGUAUUUCUAUGGCAACAACUUACGAUUUCGCGAAAUCUUCUCAGACCGAGCCAGCUGCAACUCCAGACAAAGAACCCGAGCAAAAGCGCUUCACUCGCCAGCUAAAUAAACUGAUGGAAACGAAGUCGGUUGAAGUCAUGGAGGAAGAGGAUGAGCAGAUCCACGCCGAUAUUUUCUCGUUCAUUCAGCAGUCAAGCACUAACCUGGUAGUUCCCACUCGAGAUUCUGAAGUCCCGUCUCGACAUCCAGAAGAUCAGAUGCGAGAAAUCUUGCUUGCACACCAGAAGCGCGCAAAAAUGCGUUUACAAGGUCUCAAAACGUUCGUUCGUUUGCUUCAGUGCACCGAAAAUAUCCCCAGCUCGCGGCUCCACGUUAUUCCGAUGUUGUCUUCGGCCUUUAAGCGUGUACGCACGACUCAUGGGAAGAUGUCAGGACAAAUUUCAACCAUCAAAGUGCACUAUCUCGUUGAUCUGGAGUUUGCUGGACAACAACUUUCUCAUACCAUUGGACAAGAAUUUUUCCACUUGUUGACUAUUCUUCUUGAGUCAUCAAUGGAUCAUCUUCGUCAAGUUCAGCAGCUCAUCGAUGCUGGAAGUGGUGAGAUAAGCGACACGAAGACAGCGGGAGCCUCCAUUCAUCUUGCAGUAAACGAUAUGUUACUUGUGUUGGAGACUUGCUGCUUUCCCUACAAAGGACAAGAUUGGGAUCACCUACAGCGAACUAAUUUGGUCUCGUUGUUAACAGAUUUGACAAGUUGGAAGGGAUGGCAGACUUUUAUUCAGUAUGAUGCAUCCGACAACUCAACAACUGAUGUUGAUAGCACCGAGAAGUAUACCAUACUUUCUGCGGCGACGGGAUCCAAGUAUCCAAACAUUAUCUGCUCGCGUUAUAUCACACUCGGAUCUGAUCUCCGUAAGCUGACGAUUGCCCACAAGAGCCUGGAUAGAAGUGAUCUGGGUACAGGAAGCUCGAGUGUAUCCCAGGACAAUGGCGGUCUUGCAGUGUUCGACAAAAAUUUCUACAGAGGCCGUUGGUAUUGGGAGGUAUCAAUUCGUGAUCUUGGUGAUACCCCUGUAUUUGUUGGCGUCACCCCUGGUACAACAGAUCUUAACGCGUACAUUCCAGGUGAUGCAAGUCUCUGUGGCGUACUGCUGUACCGCGAAGGAUAUAGUGGGGGCAUGCUUGGAUCGGCUGGUAUCCGCUGGAAUCGCAAUGACGUGCUUGGAGUUCUGUUGAAUAGUGAAGAGCGACAAUUGGAGUUCUACAAUGGAGCAAAUAGGUGCUAUGUGGCCACGUUAACGCCAAGUGAUUUAGCCGGAUGUGGUUACUUCCCGGCGAUUGGUGUGAGUGGUGCAGAUGUGCAUUGGAAUCUCAUGGCUACCGUCCCGCCAAAACUAUGGUGUGCUAGUUCGAAUUUCCAAUUCUCCAAUUCGAUCGUCACUAGAGGGCUUGUUGCAACUCCAUUUGACGGAGCGACUAUAAGUUGGAAUGGAAAACACAAGGGAGGUCGUCUACAACUCAUGCCGAACGGAACAACUGUAUGUGCAGGAGACUGCAGCUCGUCCGACGAUCAGUUCGAGACUAUUGUUGCAAGCCAGGGCUUCGAAAAUGAAAGCAUUUUCGCUGAGAUUCGAGUGAUAACAGCAGGGAAAAAUGGACGCGCAGCUCUUAGCUUCUGUAUUGUUGACAACGACUUCUCUGCCUUUGAUUCGCCGCUGAAACAGACGUUAGACGUGAAGUGGAAGAGCGCAGAGGAGGUGUUGGAGUUGGGCAUCCUUGGGGUCUUAUUUGAUUUUGAAAAAGCCACCGCAACAUUGUACUCCGAUCGCUCGGAACCGGAAGUAUGCCAGUUUAACCUUGCAUCGCUAAACAAACCCUUCUAUCCUGCAGUAUCGGCACUCUGCAAUGGAACAGUCUUCGACGUGAACUUCCACUCGCAGCCUCGUCUUGAGUUGCCAUCUCACGUAUUUUACCCGGCUACGAAGCUCCAGAACCAGCUUAUGUCUUCAUCGAACGAGCUACAACUUGGAAAGAGCUUGCAGCUUCAACUGCUUUCAUGUGACGGUGGAGAGUUUAGCAGUUCUCAUGCUGCCUGCAACUGUCUGGUUGAUGACACGACGGUGUACAGCUCCGCAAAGGGAACAAACGUAAACCUGGUGCUGAAACAUGAGAUUGAUACGCCGAUGUGUGUUAGUUACGUCAACAUCCGAGGCCCUGGACAAGGUUACUCGAGUCCCCUACGUUAUGCCGUUGUAUUUGUCACCAGUACUCCUCCUGAGCUUGCAAGCUUUCAGGAAUUUGACAACAUGACCCCGGAACAAUUCGCUGCUUUGCCGUUCCCUCCGAGUAAUGGAUGCUGCCCUCGCGAUGAGAGCUUACCAGUUGCAUUCGUUGUACUGGACGGAAGCUGCGCGCAAAUUUCGAAACAACUCGCGUACCCGGUUGCUGGUCGGUAUAUCAUCGUGAAAGCGAUUUGUCCGUCGGCUGGCACCAAUAUCGAUAUCGGAUACAUUGCAUUCUGUGGCAUAUUCGAUCGCGACAAUGGGCCGGCGUACAGUGAGACUACAGCAGUUUCCUAUAGUUGCGAGGAAUGCAAGAGGAUGCCGCUGUCCGGAAUACAUUACGGACAACAAGAUGAUGACGGCAUCAGGCUGUGUGCUGCGUGCUAUGACGACAACCGAGGUGAUCUAGAUUGUGCUUAUAACGUUUAUACUUGCAGUGAAUCUGAGGAGGACCAGAUAGCUGCAAACACGGUGCUGUGCCCACCGCGACGGUCGUGGAAUGACAAGAUCGCAGCACUAAGUGACGUCUUUAGCAAGUCUACAAUGUCAAAUGCAGCGAGAGACAGAAACACGGCAGCAGGUCAAACUGGAAGAUCAGAAAGCCUCCUUAGUGUGGCUAGCUUCGAAGAGUGCGAAUUAUUUUCGUGCGGGCAAAACAACUACGGAGAACUUUGCUUGGGGCACUGCAACUCAACCAGCAAGUUGGAGCACGUGCCGUUCUUCUCUGCAAAGGGCAUUCGUGACAUUGCCGGAGGAAAUGAAGUGCUAGCUGUAGUGACGACAGACGGUACUGUAUUCACUUGCGGUCUCAACAAAAGCGGCCAAUGUGGCAACGGUACGUUUGAGGAGCGGGUGAUUAUCGCCACCCCGGUUCGCGCAUUGAGUGGAAUCACUAUUAAUAUGGUUGCUGCGGCAAAUGGAUGCGAGCACAUGCUUGCGGUUGCCUCUGAUGGCGCUGUCUUCUCUUGGGGAUACAAUGAUCGUGGUCAACUAGGGCUUGGUUCGACGAUUUCGAAGAGUCAUACGCCUCGAAUGAUCGACAGCUUGAGAGAAAAGUAUCAUAUAACAACAGCAGCGGUGAGCUACCACCACAGUGCAGUAGUGUCAAGUAAUGGUGAGCUACUCACGUUUGGUAUGAACGACUGUGGUCAACUGGGUCUUGAUCACACACAACACCAGCAUACUCCUCAAUUGGUCGAAGCGUUGUCAAGCCAGGUUGUUACAAAAGUCGCGUGUGGAUUGUAUCAUACAAUCGCAGUUACUAGUGGCGGUGAGGUUUACUCUUUCGGUAAAAACGAUUAUGGGCAGUUGGCCCUUGGUCAUGCUCGCAAUAUGAAGGCACCAACGCUUGUGAAGACUUCACUUGGAGAAAGCGAUGAGAAGAUUGUCGCUGUAAGUUGUGGCUACUAUCACACUGUGACGAUCAGUGAGAAAGGUAAGCUCAUUACAUGGGGAAGGAAUGACUAUGGACAGCUCGGCAUCGGAAGCAAAGAACACAAGAAUAGUGCGCAGUUCGUGCCACUGCCGCUGUCAUCAAAGAUCAAGACAGCGUCAUGUGGUUGCUACCACACACUCAUUCUGAUGGCAAAUGGACGGGUAAUGGUAUUUGGACGUAACAACAAGGGCCAACUCGGAGCUGGAUCAAGGACACUCCCAUCUGCAGAUUUGCCUCUACCAGUUCCUUCCAACUCGUUGGCAAACGAUGAAGUGGUUCGUAUAGCGGCUGGGUUUUACAGCUCUUACAUCCUUACAGGUCGAUCAGGCGACAGUCCUGGCCUUGACGGAACACCUGAUGAUGCGAAUCAGGCUAAAGACCUCCCGGAGAAUAGCUGUCUGGCAAACUCAGAUGCACUUUUCGAGUCGCUAAUGAAAGAGAUUGACUCCAAGUACGUCACCGAUGCCGCACCAAAGCGUGCAUCACUCCAACAUAAGCGUGGGUAUCCACAGCGCAAGCUACCACUCGUGAAGCUGCACGCCGCUGGAUGGGCAAUGGCCCGCGCUCUGAUGUAUCGAUCUCUUCAGGAUGCAGAUGACAAGAUCUCGAAUCGUUUGAGUGGACGUGUGAAUCCAGUGCUGGCAAUGUUUAUCAGCUUUCUGCUGGAAAAUCUGAAACUGUUGCAAGGCGAUACUAGCACUGUCGAAGCUUUGACGACGACAGGAACUCACGAAUUGGGUGGAAGCGUCUCGUUAAAGCGAGUAUGCGUUGGCCUACUCCAAUACUUCGGAGGUAAAUUUGCUGUACCUACACCAACGGCUGGACCAGUAGGACUGACAUUGGACAAUCUUCACGGUCAUUUAUACAGGAACCAAAUUCUAAGUGUGCUCCUUGCAUGUGGCUCUGCGAACACUAAGGUUGGCUCCACUAUUGCUGCGAAUCCUGUGGUUACAGCUCACAUUAUCAGCGGAAUGAGUUCUUCUGACUUAGCAUCGGCAACGAUGUGCAUUCGACUAGCAAUGCUGGUGUUCCCACACCACUCCGUGUCUGCGCUCAACACGAUCUACCGAUCUCAACAGUCUGCUCCUGUAUUCUCUGGAGAUAUUCUGUCCAUGCUGAUGACACUGGUGGGGCUUCCAAUGCUCCUUCGCCCGCGACUAUGCUCGCAUGAGCUAGGUUUGGAGUGCUCGAGCACAGCACUGUGCCAGUCAGCUUGCUGUCUGAAGGGAAUAACAGUGACGAAGGACUCAGGAAUUUCGCACAUGCAACAAGUUGUGCUGGAAAAGGCUCACGUUGCCGAUUCGAAAGCGGCUGAAGUUGUGGCGUUGCUGCGGUAUCUCACAUUUUAUCCAACGUGGAAAGUAGCGAUCAACGCCGCCAUUACUCGAGGUUUCGCUAAGUCAAACAAGGUUGGAGAGUUGCUGGAUGCCAUUUGCGCAUAUUACACUAACGUUCAGCAAGCAAACAUUGCGGAUCUUAAAGCAGCAGUGCUAGGUGGUCUUGCCGGAGAGAAGAAUGCUACGGCAUUGAGAAAGCCUGAAUCGACUUCUUUGUCACCCGAAACGGACGAGCCGGUCAACAACACAGUGGAGAGUAACACGCAAUCUGAUGAAUCGGAGUCUACCAGUCGAGACAAACAGUCUUUAAUGCUGUGGCAAAAGGCAAAGGACGCCUUGAAUGGGUUGGCGACGAUUAUAGCUGCAGUAAGUAUCGUCGGUGGGCAUGUAGAAGGCUUCAGGGAAGGCGGAUGCGUGACUAUUGAAGACGAUGGCACCCAGGGUUCGAGUAGACUAGGUGUACUGUCAGGGGUUAUGAGAGAUCCACGCACUGCUGACUUAUUGGCCAAGGUCGUCGUUAGUUCCAGUACUGAAGGUCCGGUUUCACCUUUGAUUGCAGCAGAUGCACGAGCCCAGUCGUUCCCAUUAUCAAAACUUCAAGUAGUGGAGCGCAUCCCAGCACUUGUCGACAUGUUUGGCGAUGUUGACAGCAUUAUUACGACACUAUCGUCGAUAGUUUCCGAGGUUUUAACGGUUGAUAAGGAGUGUGCCACGCACUGUGAUAUCGAUUUGCCGCAAAACAGCUCCGUCCAGGAGGUAUUGCGGAACCGACUCAAGGUGUACAAGCAACAAAUACGGUGGAGAUCAGCAAAGGCGUUAUCAUCCUUACUGAAACAGAUCCCGACUCUCAGUCCAACGCUGAUAAGUAUGGACUCACAACUCAUAUCAAGCCUGGCCACGUUGCUAUCAUCAGAGAAUUCGCUGUCAUGGGUCAGCAAAUCCGAGAUACCAGGACUAGAAACUGCAACUGCACUUCAGAAACGAUGGAUUUGUGUGAAGCAGCGCAAAGUUUUCUUAGAUACAGAGGAUGUUAUCGACACUGCACUGGAUUAUUACGAGGCCAAAAUGCGCAACGAAGUUGUUCAAAAACUGGGAAGUGAAAAUGCUCUAAGCUGGGGAAUGGAUGCCAUCCAGUCGCCUCGACGAAAGGUGACUCAUCCUUCGUUUGCUGGCUCUGGUUUCGGUGAAAAUGGGCGGGCUAAACAGCGAUCUACUGAUGGAGACCUGCCGUUUGGCACCUGGGGUGUUUUACUCCCCCUCCCACCGCUGAAUGAGAACGAGCAUACGGUUGGUCCGGGAAGUUCAGCGAUCGACUACACUCCAUUCCCUCUCACUGCGCCUAUCAUCAGGGUUGGUCGCGCUGCUGAUGCUUGUGAUCUUAUUGUUAACGACCGAAGUGUCAGUGGGCGGCAUUUCCAUUUACGUCGCUUGCGACGUGAAGCUGAAGGAGGUGAAACGCAGUUUGAGCUUCAGGACUUCAGCAAGAACGGUACUGUCGUGAAUGGUGUGAGGAUCCACGGAUCUACUACUCGAAUCACGUCGGGAUCUCGGAUUUCCUUGAUCUUAUCACGUGGUGGAUUGGUGACUUAUGAGUUCCAGGUUCGGACUUCGGGUGGAAACACUGGAAGUCGUAACGCACCGCCUCAUAUUGUCACUGCGCCACAGAACUCAGGCGACUUGAACAUCUCAAUUCCUGGUCAGGAAUACCAGCAACCACAGGCUGGUACGUCCCAGAUCGUACCGAGGAGCCCAGCAGAAUUGCAAAAUCGUGGGAUUCGCGGAAGUUCUAUUCCCACGGAGGUUCCCGCUGAUAACCGAAGCCGUCAAGCAGUAACACAAGGCUUACGUGUCAUCACGUCUGUAGCAGAAAGCGACGUUCCUCGAGCGCUGCUCUCACCGAAUCCUGCUGUGGAUUCCCCUCGAGCUGGUGGGUAUUCCUCUCCUCGGUCCUCGGUUCUUCAGGCCCCAGGUACCCCUUCUGUGGGGCCCCUUACUCCAAGCAUGUUUUCCAGUAUGAUACCUCCAGCCAUUCUUUCUCCUGCGUCCUACCAGCAGCGUGAAAGCGUUGCACCAAACGAGAACACAGGCCUCACAUCCCCUCAAGGAGGCGUUGGAUCAAUGCUUCGUAUUGCUCUGGGCCGUGACAGUGUAAAUCGAGAAUCAUCUUCACAGCGGAGUGGUAUUCCGAGCGAACUUGCCAAGACUCGAGUUUUACGCUCAAGCGGUCAGACCGGCUUAGCCGCGCGUUCGAAUGCCACCCCAGCCCAGGAGAUGCAGGUACUUACCCUGCGUUUACUUGCCCGGACUCAAGAAGCAAACCUUGUUGUCAGUGCUACUGAGUGCGAGGAAGCACUUCAGGUGGCAGCGGGCAACAUGGAUGAGGCAUUCGCAACAAUUCAACGAAGUCGCGGAUCUAACCCGCGCAUGUAUCCUUCAAGCGUGCGUCACUUGGCGAUGGUGCUCGGACGAAGUGAACCAGUGUGUUCUGAAGCGCUGCGUCAGACCGAUGGCAGUUUUGGCGAUGCACUGCGCUUACUUAUGUCAACUAGAAAAAUUGAUCUGGAAAAAACGUUGUCUCCCAGAUAUGUUGAUGCCGACGUACUCAACGAUGGGAAUCUUCAAUCUAGCGAACCACUGGAAAAUUUACAGGACCUUGGCGACGAGAAUCCAAGCUACGCUCUGACAGAGUCCAGUGCGUUACGCCCACCAGUACCCCCACGCCUUGCAGCAAGAGGGAAUGGAAGUCCUGUUAAGACGAAGAAGAUGGAACACACGGGGAAUAUGGAUACGUUACAACCAAAAUCGGAUCUGACACUCUGGAGUGAAUGCAACAGCAGCUUUGAUGAAGGAGUUCGGCAGAUGAAUUCUUUUGAAGUCGAAGUGGAGGAGGAAGUACUCUGCGAGCGUCUUGCCGCCAUUCAUGCGCGCAAGAUCCUUCUUCAGAUAGUGAGGCUGUACACUCACGCAUCGCAAACCGAGGAAGCCCCACUUAGCGAACUGACCAAUCCUCUGGUUCUUCGUUCCUUGAUAUCAAUUCUGAGCGUACCUGAGCAGGCUAACGCAAGUUCAUCGUACGAAUUGGAAUAUCAGUUGCACCAGCAGCCAAAGGCUAAAAAGAGUGGAAAGAUCCAGCAGAUACUGUCUCGUAUGGCUCACGACAUGAUGGCGCGCUCCCCUACAGAGACGUUGGCAAAGAAUUUCAGUUCGUCCCAGAACUUAUCAACUCUCCAAAGAUCAAUUGACCAGGUGACCGAGCAACCUACUAAGAUAGGGUGGACUGGCAUCACGAGGCUCAUCGAAUCUCUCGUCGAGAACGAGCAAGUUAGAGGAGAAGACGUUAACGACCAGGAUCCUCUGAACACGUUAGAGAAUAUCACGUUUGAGACGAUUCUACACAUUCUUUCGCGCACGUAUGCAACUCCAAUGACAGCACCGAGUUGGGACAGCUCGCCUCUUCGAACGCGCAAAGCUGAUGGGUGUUUCCCGAAAGGCCCAAUGCGGCUUUCAUGCGGUCUGGAGGUUGUGGUGGUUGACACCUAUGAGCGUCUGUGGAGUAUCCCCCCGCCUGAUCCACUAUUGAAACACCGUCACAAAUGGCGAAAGCGGUUCUCUUCUACUGCGGAGAACGGGUGGAUGAAGUCUGCAGCAGAUUACGCGGUGACAAUUUGGCGGCCGAUACUACCACCAGCGAUGGAAUCUGCUUCAUCAGCUAGUAAGUGGUUUUGUCUUGGUGACGUUGCUAAAUGCAGUAACGGUGCUCCGAAUGCUCCAAUGCUUCUGGUCAGUGACGGUGACAACCAAGGCUUAUUGGUGCCUCCAGUAAGUUUUGAACGAGUGGAUAUCACUGGGAAAGGUCUGCCCAGAAACUCUGAGAGCGAUCCAGAUUUCCAACGCAAGCAGCUUCGCUCGAUUUGGUGGCCUGUUGCACCGUCCGGAUACGUGUCUUUAGGCUGCAUAGCUGGAAGCAAAGAAGAUCCUUUUGAACCUCCAGAUGUAUCUAGCACACGCUGCGUACGCGAAGAUAUCGUGAAACGAGUUGAGGGUUUCCACUGCGUGUGGCGCGCAGAUUCUCCAGCUGCCACUGGAGGUGGAGGAGUGGAGCUUCUCACUACUAUUGAGGUCGAAAAUGAUGAGGAGAAUGCAGGCGGAGAAAGCGAUGCUCAGCGUAACCAUAGCACCAAGAACCAGUCUACUGACGCGUCCAGGCUACAGCUGCUGCUUCCUGUUGCUGACGAUGUAGUCGUUCAGACAUCUCUUUGGGCUGUGGACUCAGACUUCAGCUGUGGUUUACUUCUUCCAGUGGUCACGUUAAACGAUGCAAGCGCAAAUGAGCCCAGCACUGCGUUUGCUCUUAAUCUCUCGGACGAUGACCUGGUGUUGUGUGCUCCUGUAAGUGUGGACAACGUACUCGUAUUCCUUGAGAUUUUGCUGCAGUAUCAGCAGUUACUAUCAAGCAAGCAGGAAGACAAGCAACGGAUGUCGACUCAAUUGCGUUCGGAACUACCUGCUGCAUUAUUCGCUCUGAUUCAACAAGUAUUACGCGAAAAUCAACCGUCCAGUGGGAAAGCUGCAGUGUCGCUUGUGCGCGCUCUUAUUACUGUGAUUCAGCGUGGCGCGCACUGGUAUGACAAGCAAGCGCUUCUUUACUGUCGUUCCAAGAUCAUGGCAUUAAGUCAAGAUCAAGAUGGAGGAUUCACGCUUCAUGCUUUACUACAAGCUUUCGUGGAGUUAAUGCUCGCUGUUGAGGAUCAACAACACACUCAGCGAGUACAAGAACUUGCUGCUUGCUUGGAUCGCGACAGCGGGAACGCGUUGAGUCUACCAUAUCGAUUCCACUUUGCCAAACAACCUUUCGUGGAGAUGUUGGUUAGCCACUCGUCAAAGAUGGCAGUCACACGGCAUUUGUCCGGAGAAGAGCGCAAGUUUCUGCUGGAUUAUCACGCUGAAGAUAGCAGUAAUCGUGACGCACUGGCAGUUGAGGGUCUGGGCGCCCCACCAGGGGAAGUGUAUUCCUGCCGCUUUGAACACACGCCAGCUCUCGUCAUGACUAUGAGAGACGAGGUGAAAGCUGAACUUGUGUACUUCGAAGUCGGUGUGAUGGAGUGGAGUACGAAUUCCAGUAUGGGAGGUUCACUUGCGCUGGGAUUUUCGCCACCGUCAUUCCCGCUGGAAGGAGUGCUAGUGGGUGGUAGUGAAGACGGCUCACGGUCAUAUUCGUUUGCACCGGCGAGUGGUCAAGUGCUGUGUGCUGGUGAUACUGCUGUGGAUCGUUGGCGAUGGAUUGAACCCGUUGGUGCUGUGAGUCCUGGAGAUGUUUUUGGUUGUGGCUUACGACUUGAUACACAGGAGAUUUUCUUCUGUAAGAAUGGGCAGCUGCUAGGAACGGCCUUCUCGAGUAUAUCACGUCCUCAACAGCUACACCCUACGAUAUCUUUCAACGCAGAUUGCAAACUACUCGCCAAUCUUGGAGCUACGACCGCAACACCAGCUAAACAUGCCAACUUCAGCUUCAGAUUUCAUUCACUUGACUGCGACAAUCUUAUGAGCGCGUUUGAGUGGUUCGAACCACUGAGUCAAGUUUACGGUGUGAUGAAGGCGCUAAUGGAUCCAGAGAGACCGGACGACGUGAAUGUUAGCGACGGGCCAACCGAUGAAUCAACUGACGCUGCUGUUGUGGCCCAACUUCCUGAUGAGUUCAUGCUUUCAGCUGACAAUUUCUUGUCAGAUAUCUCGGAAGAUGUCUGUAUCCGAGUGGAGAGUGCACACCCAUACGAUCUUGAGCUACAAGAGUCUCUUGUUAGCAUUCCGUUAGCUACAAGUAUUCGAGUCCGUCUGGAUCCUCAAAGUGAGACCGCCAGUUCCCACUGCUUGCAGAUUUUACAAGGGGGAAGUACAGAAGGUGAAUGUACAACGACUGGAGAAGCGGAGGUUCGAGCAUUUACGGGAGUUUGUGGAAGUCAAGAAGUCACGAUUGAUGGCGACAGUUUUGUGUGGCGAUUCCCGGUGCAGUCAAACUUCCAGUGUCGUGUGGACCGUGUACGCAAAGGACCAUACCUUAAACUUGAAGCACGAGACACACGGCUGUCACUGGUGAGAGAUAAGGGCUGGCAAACAGCUAUCGGUGUUGCUCGAUUCGACGGGGGAAUUCACAUUUGGGAGGUGCGCAUCUCUUUCGUGACUGCUAGCUCAAAUAUUUUCCUUGGAAUCGGUCGUCGAGAUGUUCGCUUGGACUCCUACUUAGGCAAGGAUAACCGAGGCUGGGGCUGGAUCGGAAAUCGUGCACUUUGGCACAAUGGCAGCAAACAACGCGGUACAUAUGGUGACAAGUUUAAGACGGGAGAUAUUGUCCGACUUACUCUGGAUCUACGUCGCGGUACACUCAGUUACGCGCUGAACGGGAAGGAUCUCGGUGUUGCGUUUGGUCCUGGUGGUACUGGUCCUAAGCUUGAGGGCACGUUCUACCCUGCCUUCGCACUGUACAAUCAACGCGACUCGAUUGAUUUGAUCGGUGGACAUCGUGUUGAGGAUGGAGGACUGGAGCCAGGACUCUCUCGAACGGGUAGUGGACUGGCCAGCGGGGACGAUUCCUACUACAGCGAAGAAGAAGAAGAAGAUCUCGGAGGCUUAGUAAGUGAUGAAGGAGAUGGCUCGAUACCGAACUUCCGUAUGGAGUUGGCCAUUGCGCUUAGUCAAAUGGGGUUCCCUAUGGAAUGGUGCCUCUACGCUUUACGUCAUUGUGAAGACGAUGCGGAGCAGGCUGCAGAUUAUAUUCUUGCCAAUAUGCAUGCGAUCGAAUCGCUUGUUCGUGAAGAAAAUGAGACAAUGGCGCGUCGCACAAGACAUCGCCAGUUACUGCAUGAGCAGGCCUUAGCGCUGUCUGAACGUGACGGAUUAGAUACUUCACUACCACCUCCACCACCUAUCGACGAAGAUAUCGACGGAGUUCGACCCCCAGAAGACGUAGCGUCUACAGGUGACGAGUCACCUCCGCAGCAACAACAGUCAACAGGGGACACGAAAUGGGGUAUGGCAUUCACAGCUGUACCCGAAUUCUCAGUUACUGGACGCCGUCUACUGGCAACCAAAUACGGUCCCAAGCUGCAUCGCCUUCAUGCUUCACAGCGAGUAUUUACUCCAGCACGUGAUCGCGCUCUCGUGCAGCUGGUAAACGCGAUCUGCGAGUCACGUGCUGAGGCUUUGCUAAGUUGCGAUCCUCUCCGCAUGACACCAGAGGAAUUCGUCCCAACAGAAGAGCAGAUCCACCGAUUCCAGUCUCUGCGGGGUGUCUCUCUCGAAGCGCUCCAGCGCCGCUUUUUGGUAUUGCGGAACUUCAAUUGUCGGCUACAGACAUCGCUGGCUUUCAUCGAUUUCUCGGCUGCCGACGAACGCUCUCUUCUAGCGAGAGGAGCACGGGAACUUCGUGGAGUGGUCUUCCAACACGUGAAGCUUGCAUGGUGGCUUGGCGUCUUGAAAGAGCAGCAGGCACCAGCUGCAGCUCGUCCAGAAAUUGAGGUCGACCGCCAUCGGGCACAUGAAGCCCUUGAGCUUUCGGAGCGUGGUGAUCCUCUUGCAAGUGAAGUUGGUGAGCGAGAUAGUGUGUUUGCACAGACGUUUGAACAACUACAUGGACUGCAACCGGCGCUGUUACGAGGUGCUGACAGGGCAUUCAAGUGCCAAUUUGUGGGCGAGUUCGGCGACGACUUUGGUGGCUUGUACCGCGAAUGUUUAGCGCAACUAAGUUCCGAACUACAGACUUUCACGCCAUUGCUGCCUGUGCUACGACCAUGCCCCAACGCAUUAAUGAGUACAGGUGAAAAUCGUGAGCUCUUCGUGCCGAACUCGCACUUACGCACACAUCCAAGACGUGUGCAGAUGGCUGAGUUUCUCGGUAAACUUGCGGGCGUGGCUGUGCGAACUAAAACGCCACUUGAUCUGAAUCUCCCGCCGGCUGUAUGGAAGCUGCUAGUGGGGCAACGGGUGACGCGCCACGAUAUUGAAGCCAUUCAUCAAGGAUGUUUCCAGGUUGUGGACACUAUUGCCAGCUUGGAUGCUCAUGGUAUCACUGAGGAAAUGUUUGAUGACCUUGUGGACGCGAACUUCACUGUAUUGUCAAGCACGCGGGAGACUGUGGAGCUAGUGCCGGGUGGAAAACACUUGCAUGUGACGUGGGGAGAUCGAGAGGAAUACGCGAGCGCUGUGGAAACUUAUCGUCUGACUGAGUUCGCGCCGGUGUGUGGUGAUAUCUCACGUGGUGUGGGGACUAUCCUACCGGCACCAACGCUUGGUAUUUUCUCGUGGCAUGAGCUCCGGACUCUGAUUUGCGGUAAACCCACUGUUGAUAUAGUUCUCCUACGCCGACGGACGAUAUAUGGCGACGGCUGCCAAGCAACAGAUCCACACAUCGCAUACUUCUGGGACGUCUUGGCUGAAUUCACGGAUGAACAGAAGUCGUCAUUCCUGCGAUUCGUCUGGGGAAGAUCACGGUUGCCUACGCAUGCUGCGGACUUCACCCAGGACUUCAAGAUCUCAGGGUUACCCAAAGCUACAGGUCGUGCCGACAUGUACCUGCCUAUUGCCCACACUUGCUUUUUUUCAAUCGAUCUUCCUGCUUACUCGUGCAGAGAGGUCAUGCGUGACAAGCUAGUAUAUGCCAUCACUCACUGCCAGUCCAUUGAUGCGGACAACACGACUGUAGCUCAACGAGCUGGCCAGGGAAUCAACUGGACCAAUACUGCAGCCACAGCUACAGCUACCGCAUCUGCCGCUGUUUCCGGUGUCAUCGCUGGAGUGACUUCGGGUACUGGAGAGUGAGCCCGAUUGAUCAUUGAAAUACGUAUGCAUAUUUUUUUUUAUAUUGAAUCCAUUAGCUCCUUACCUUACGAAGCUUCUUUUUCAGCUGA
Molecule: messenger RNA, 20800 nt
Organism: Phytophthora nicotianae INRA-310
Lineage: Eukaryota; Oomycota; Peronosporomycetes; Peronosporales; Peronosporaceae
Exons: 9
Coding region: 4788-20711 (5307 amino acids)
Molecular function (GO): protein binding; ubiquitin-protein transferase activity
Source: RefSeq, a predicted model, not a curated record